This is a messenger RNA of Perkinsus marinus ATCC 50983, 1424 nucleotides long. RefSeq lists its product as hypothetical. Gene Ontology annotation, molecular function: RNA binding. Lineage: Eukaryota; Perkinsozoa; Perkinsida; Perkinsidae. The transcript is spliced from 7 exons. The coding region runs from base 1 to 1002 and encodes 333 amino acids. The record is from RefSeq and is a predicted model, not a curated record.
AUGCCAUCUUCCUCUGUAUCGCGCUCACGAUCUGGUUCGGGGUCACGCUCGUACCGAGGCCAUAAGCGUUCGAGUGACCCUCGUCGUAAUGAGGACGAAAUUGUAAGGCUACGUGAUGGCAGUAUUGGACGCACCCCGUCGCCCUCGGUUGAGAAGAAGGGUGAAGAUGGGUAUGAUUAUGAACAGAUGGAGGUGUCUAAUGCUGAUGCUGCAUUCGUGUUGGGUCGGCAGGGCCGUACUAAACUGAAGUUGGCUAGAGUGAGCCAAGCUGAUAUCGAGCUGAGGGAGAAGGUGCAGGGGGAUAAGGCGGCAGGGGAUAUCAUUGAGAUUGGGGGGACGCCUGAAGUUAGAAGAAGAGCAAUCAAGUAUAUAAAAUGUGUUAUCGCACAGAGGACAGGGCCUGUCAUGGUGGACGAGGAGGCUGAUGAUGAUGACGAUUUGACGGUGUUGAAGGUCCCUCGUGAAGCUGCUGGGUUCGUCACUGGUGCUGGUGGCUCCUUCUUGAGAGCUGUGGAGGAGGAGUGGAGUACGAUUAUGUUCUUCGCUGACUUCAAUGCUACUAACAAGGACAAGACGAGGGAAUUUGAAACCCUGGCGAUAUUCGGUGCGAAGAGAUCGCGACAAGGCGCAAUGUUGAAGGUUAUGUCAGCGGUUGAGACUAAGAUCCCUGGUCAUUUUACUAACGAUAUCGAGCUCACUGAGUGCCACGAUGAAGGGGAAGGCAUGGAUGUUAUGAGGCUAGAGGAUGAUGAGAUUUCGUAUGCUUUGGGUAAGAAGGGUGGUACUCGUAAGAAGAUCGCGGCUUCUAGCGGAGCGGUGGUGGAAUAUGUUGGCAACUAUGUUCAUAUUUAUGGCACUUUGGUCCAACGGCAGAAGGCCAAGGAGUACAUCGAUUGGCUGUUCGCCCAGUUGAAGGGACCAGUAUGUGUCGAUGCUACGGGAAGGGACGACUGCACUAUUGUGGAUGUCCCGAGGGAAUGUGUUGGAUAUAUUACUGGGUAAAAAUGCAGGGUGUGGGAUUUGAACUUGGGUGAUCAACUAUAGUAGAAUAAUAGGUAUAUAGUAGUGUUGAUGAUGAUGAUCUGUUAUUUCCCCAGACUAGUCGUCUAAGACCAUUCACUCUCAUCACUAAGCAUCUUCGUGAUCGUCGUCGUGGUCAUCGUCGUUGGCGUCUCGGGCACAUUCGAGCGAACUUGAGAAUCUACGCCUUCUCCUCCUCUUCCUCCAACUGUUGAGGGCCACGACGUCUUGGAUUUCAUCUACUGCAUGAUUGCGAACUAGUUCUACCAACGCGACGACUUAUGGUGACCAGCAAAAGCAAAAUCGGGCAUCAGCAUUAUCAUCGAGUAGAAAUGACCCUGCUGGGGAUCGAACCAUAGACCUUUCGGCCGCGCUAUCCUGAGCCCUUAGAAGGUGGCGGUGAA